Messenger RNA from Babesia bigemina, 1035 nucleotides. RefSeq lists its product as hypothetical. Bases 1 to 1035 code for a protein of 344 amino acids. NCBI's taxonomy places the organism in Eukaryota, Apicomplexa, Aconoidasida, Piroplasmida, Babesiidae. The transcript is spliced from 2 exons. The record is from RefSeq and is a predicted model, not a curated record.
AUGAACACCUCGCUGGUGGCGCUCGCGUUCGCAGCCCUUGCGGCUUCGGCGGCCGCCGACAGGUGGAAUCCCAGCACGGUGGAGGAGUACCUGAACGCCGAGGACAAGGGGCAAGCGGACCGCGAUCACACGCAAACCCUGCUAUCACAUGUGCAUAGUAUCGAUUUGAACAGCCUGGCACGCAUGUUCUACCUCUGGCGCGUCGCGCAGCCGAAGGUGUGCCAGCGCCCGGAGCUCUUGGACGGCUGGUACUUCGAGGACCGCUGGACGACGCUGCAGGAGCGCUUCAACUUCUACGGCCUCGCGUAUGCCCUCAAGGAGGUGCCGGGGGACGGCAGGUGCCUCUUCCACACCAUAGCGACGGCGCUGCGGUCGGAAAAGGUCACCGCGAAGAUGCUCAUGCGGUUCCUCAACCCAGAGGCCUCCCCGCACAUCGUAGCGGUUAUUAAGGCCUGCGAGACCGAAAACGGGUUCUACAACACGGAGGCACUCAAGAAGAUAUCACUAGCGAAUAUGAUGGGCAUAUACGCGGACGACCCGGUGUCGAUAGCUAACUUCGACGAAAAGGAGUUCGCAGAAAAACUCGAGGCACAAGCGGAAAUGCAGUACAACACCAGGGUAAUGGACGACCAGGAGAUAAUGAGUCUCUUCAAAAACGUGAAUUUGACGGAUAUAAAUGAUCGGCUGAAGAAAGGAGAAAACGCACUGGAGCUGGCAAAGGAAGUCUACAAUAAGAUCAAGCCGCAGCACGACGAAAUAUUUGGCAGCUGGAUAGACAUAAAUGUGCUGGAAGAGCUGUUCAUGUUUAGGUUGGUGAAACUACAGGAGCACGACGCGAGCAUUGCCUUGUCCUUGGGGAUGGAUCAUCCGAUCAACUUCAUCAUUCUGACGCGGUACACGGACGGAUGCCACUUCAAGCCGGCCGGGUUGGUCGACGUGUGCGGCAGUUCAGACAAGAGCCCGCAGCUGCCGCGGUCGGUCAUUAUGCCAGGGGACGUGCCCCUGCCACUCGCAAUAAUGAUGAAGGACAGUUAG